Molecule: messenger RNA, 2624 nt
Organism: Ogataea polymorpha
Lineage: Eukaryota; Fungi; Ascomycota; Pichiomycetes; Pichiales; Pichiaceae
Exons: 1
Coding region: 1-1632 (543 amino acids)
Biological process (GO): carbohydrate transport; transmembrane transport
Cellular component (GO): membrane
Molecular function (GO): carbohydrate:proton symporter activity
Source: RefSeq, a predicted model, not a curated record
AUGUUCGACGCGAAACAGCUCAAACGAAAAGGCGAGAACGGGAAGGACGGCAAGGUUAUUCCCGAGAGCAUCUACAACUACCGGCUGUACCGCUGCGCCAUUUUCGCAUCCUGGGCCGCGGUCCUCUGUGGAUAUGACUCAGGAUUCAUCAGCGGAACUAUAGUCCUAGACUCUUUCCAGGAAGAGUUUGGGUUUGAGUCGAUGUCGCAGUCCACAGUGACGACAGUCAAGGCCAACAUCAUUUCCCUGUUCCAUGUGGGCGCCUUUUUUGGGUCCCUACUCAUAUAUCCUGUUAAUUUCUACCGAGGACGAAGAAUCGGUCUGAUUAUCGCUUCGAUCCUAAUCGUCAUGGGAUCUGCGAUCCAACUAGGUGCAAACCACACCACGGGGCUUGCCCCGCUAUACGCUGGAAGAACGAUUCUAGGUGUUGGCAUAGGAGGCAUCAGCAACAUUGCUCCAAUGUACACUGCUGAGAUCGCACCGCCAAGCAUCAGAGGCCGUCUGGUCGGACUUUAUGAGCUUUCAUGGCAGGUAGGUGGUAUUGCGGGAUACUUUAUCAACUACGGAACAAAUAAGCAUUUGGAAGGCGAUCUCAAAUGGCGGGUUCCCAUUGCCGUGCAAUUGAUUCCUGCUGGAAUAUUUAUGAUUGGAUUGGCCUUCAUCGUGGAGACUCCUAGAUGGUAUUUUCAAAAACAUAAGAUAGAAAAAGGGAUAGAAGCGCUGUCAUAUAUUCGGAAACUGCCACCGAACGAUGAUUACCUCAAGUAUGAGACUGCGAAUCUGCUUGCCGAAGCAAAAGAAGCAGAAAAAAAAGUUGGAGAUGGUCUUCUCGCCCCGAUCAAAGCAACUUUCACUAACAAAAACCUCAGAUUCAGACUGCUGCUUUCCACAAGCACGUUUAUUCUGCAAAACACUUCUGGUAUCAACGCGGUGAAUUACUAUAGUCCUACACUGUUCAGUGCUAUUGGUGCCAGCAGCACCUCGUCUGCGUUGCUGUCGACCGGUCUCUUUGGCGUGUUGAAAGGUGUGGCGACGACUUUCUGGGCUUUCUUCCUCAUUGAUCCGCUUGGCCGUCGACAGUCGAUGUUCAUCGGCUGUCCUAUCUGCAUUUUCUGCCUCUUUUUCAUCGGGUCUUAUAUCAAAAUCGCAAACCCCACCUCGCAUUCCGGAAUGGACGCCGGCGGAAAGGCCACCAUGGCAAUGUUCUACAUCUGGUGUAUUGCGUACUCGAUUUCGGUGUCUGGAAUUCCGUGGGUCUACUCGUCAGAGCUUUUUGACCAGAGUGUCAGAACUUUUGCUCAGGCCUGCGCAGCUACCUCCAACUGGUUUUGGGCAUUUAUAUUUGCUAGAUUCACAGGAAACAUGGUGAACAGCAUGCACGCUUACGGAGUGUUUUUUUUCUUUGGCUCGGGAGUCGUGGCGACGGUCAUUAUCUUCUACCUCUUCUACCCCGAAACAUCGAACGUCCCUGUCGAAGAUGUUGGACUACUCUUCACUCCAGGGGUGCCUGCAUGGCGAGCCCGUAAGUAUGCCAUGUCUGUGAUCGAGCAGCGGAAAAUUGAAGCCGUCGAGGAGUCCGACGUGGAGGUGCUCCCUACCGACAUCACCAAAUCAUCAUCUAUCAGCGCAUAAUGUAUUUAACGACUAAACAUUUUCUAGAUUCUCACGGAGAGUUUGUGCGGCAUGCCCCACAGGAGUAUCCUCCAAAGGUAUUCCGGUCCAGUAGCCAAAUUGGGCGGCGCCCUGGUAUAUCACGGCCUCCCAGCCUGGAAUCACGUUCCAGCCCUUUUUCUCAAACUCGUCAUACAGGAGUGUGCGAAUGAUGGGGUGGUAACACAUCUCUAGCACCGAGCCCUUGGUGGACUCGAUGAAAACGUCCAGUGUGGCCUUGGCCAAAUUCUCUUCAGCUGUCUGAGGCUUCAUGUUCGGCACCGCCAAAACUAUGAACUUAGGCAACUCUACGCGACGUGCCUCUUGCGGAGUCCUCAGAUGGAUGAUUUCGCCCGCAAAGCCGUUCUCCUUCAUACUCUUAGCCACAGUUUCUACCUCGUGUGCAAAUCUGUUGAUGACGUAAAUUUUAGGGCAUGCGAGAUACAUGUGGAGCGCAUAUAUUGCUGCUCUGCAAGCUCCGCCGGCGCCAUACACGAGACCGGGCUGCGCUUUCUGACACUUGUGCUUUGCUAUCUCGUUGAACAAGAACGAGUCUCUAACGCCGAUGAUGUCCGUGUUGGCCCCCACAUACACUGUUUGGCCGGUUCCGGAAUUUUUUCGUGCGAAAACCGUGUUGAUAGAUCCAACAACUCUGGCCUCCUCCGUCAACUGAUCGACAAGAGAGCUGAAUGUCACCUUGUUGGGCAUAGUCACUGCACACCCGAUCAUUUUCCCCGACGCGAGCAUUUUGCUGAAGGCAUCGGCGUCAUCUGUGUCGAGGAGUUGGUACUCCCAGUCAAGUCCCUUGGCCGCAAACAUGGUGUUCAGCAGCAGCGGAGCCUUGCUGUGUUGUGUUCCCUUACCGAAGAGGUAGACAAUGUGUUUUUCUUUAUGCAGAACAUGCCAUGGCCGCACGGGCACGAGCUGAUCCUGAGUCAUUUUCGCUCGCUCGAGUACAAAUUUCACAGAAUUUU